GCCACCUCAGCCGGAUUUGAAGGAAUCGGUCCCUUGGUGAGCCGAGGGGUUCAACAGUUGACCUACUCUUCGCUCUGCCUACCGGAGGACAUCAAGGCUCGGGGAGUUGACUCUGUCGCCAACUAUUUUUAUCGAGAUGAUGCCACCAAGCUCUGGGAUGCCAUAGAGAGCUUCGUGGCGGGCUUCGUCAGAUACUAUUACUGGAGCGAUGAUCGGAUCAAAGGGGAUGCCGAGCUCCAGGCCUGGAUCUUGGAGAUCUUCAAGGAAGCCUUCCAGAGCCGAGAGGCGUCAGGGGCUCCUUCAAGGCUGGAGACGGCGGAGGAGCUCACCAAAAUCCUGACUGUGGUCAUUUUCACCUGUUCGGCUCAACAUGCGGCGGUCAACAGUGGGCAGUUUGACUUCGGCGCCUGGAUGCCCAACGUGCCCCCUACCAUGCGGAGACCCCCGCCCACCGUGAAGGGCUCUGCGUCGCUGGAGGGCAUCCUGAACACCAUUCCGCAGGUCAACAUUACCUGCAUCGCGCUCUCUUCCCUCUGGCUGCUGAGCAAUGAAGCUGGCGACCGG
Thamnophis sirtalis is the source of this 564-nucleotide messenger RNA. The record is from RefSeq and is a predicted model, not a curated record. NCBI's taxonomy places the organism in Eukaryota, Metazoa, Chordata, Lepidosauria, Squamata, Natricidae.